Molecule: messenger RNA, 1587 nt
Organism: Akanthomyces muscarius
Lineage: Eukaryota; Fungi; Ascomycota; Sordariomycetes; Hypocreales; Cordycipitaceae
Exons: 2
Coding region: 1-1587 (528 amino acids)
Biological process (GO): mitochondrial respiratory chain complex III assembly; protein insertion into mitochondrial inner membrane from matrix
Cellular component (GO): mitochondrial inner membrane
Molecular function (GO): ATP hydrolysis activity; ATP binding
Source: RefSeq, a predicted model, not a curated record
AUGGCAACCAACGUCCUUGGCGCUCUUUACUCGCAGGUGUCCGUCUUGGACACCAUUUUCCCUGGCUUGAGCGUUGCAUUGAACUAUAUCCAUCCUCUCACGUCCGGAAAGUCUCAUCUAGGCGCCCGGCUAUUCUGCAUAUAUGGCCUGGUCACAUUUCUGAUACGGUUUGCCCAUGGUCGUAUUGGUAGGAUGGUGGAAAAAUACUUCACGUUCACUUUUGAGAUCUGCUACACCAGUGAUUCGUACGAGAUACUUAGGAACUGGAUACAAUCUCAGCCGUUCGCCACAGAGACUCGAUCCACCAUUGUGACUCUCGAAAAACAAGCCAAGCUGGGAAACGGAGCGACGAAGAGCAUAUUGAAGUAUAGCCCAAAGAAGAUACGCAAGUCUUUCUGGUACGAAGGCAAACUUCUUUACCUGCGCUCUAUACCAGAAGAAGGGUAUUCGCAUCGUGAACGGUUUUUUCUUUCCUGCAUGGGUACAUCGUCCAAAGUUCUGAAGGACUUCCUUCAAUAUUGCCAAGACAAACUUGAGAAACAAACGGAAAAAGAAACCGCGAUUUACACGAACGGCGAUGGCCGCUGGGAUCUCGCCACGCGGCGGGGUCGAAAGCGCUCAAAUACCGUCAUACUUCCCGAGGACGUGAAAACCGACUUCUUCGACGACAUUGCGGAGUACCUUAAUCCCAAGGCCGUAGCUUGGUAUGUCGAGCAUGAUCUACUUUACCGCCGUGGCUACUUAUUAUAUGGCGAGCCUGGAACCGGCAAAACGAGUUUGAGCUUGGCAGCUGCUGGAAAGUUCGGCCUAGACGUCUAUGCCAUGAAUUUGUCCAAAGUCAACGACACGACCCUUCAGAAAUUGAUGAGAAAAUUACCAACACGAUGUGUCCUCCUGUUAGAGGACAUCGAUGCCAUCGAAAGCGCAAAUAGUCGCGAAAACAACGAUGCUGCGCCGAAAGAGUCCACAAGCAGCAACGUGACCCUCUCCGGUCUUCUCAACGCAAUUGACGGAGUAGCUUCCGUGGAAGGCCGCGUUCUGAUCAUGACUACUAAUCAUGUCAAUCGCAUCGACCCGGCUGUUAUUCGACCAGGGCGUGUGGACAAAAUGGUGGAGUUUGGGCUAGCAAGCCGAGAGAUGCUGCUGGGGCUCUUCCGAUAUAUCUAUAUGCCGUUGCCCAGCAAGACCGAAAUAGCAGAGAAUGCGGACGAAAGAGUCGUCGAAAGCCAAGGCGCUCAGCUGUUGUCCAGCAAGACCGAAAGAGCAGGAGACGCGGAUGAAAGGGCCCUCGAAAACCAAGGCGCUCAGGGUAUCCAAGAGCUAGCUGAGAUGUUCGCUAAUCUUGUGCCUGCGAUGAAAUAUAGCCCGGCCAAGAUCUUAUCAUUUCUGAUUGCGCACAGGCAUUCACCUCGAGAUGCCGUGGAAAAUGUGGUCCCGUGGAUCGCAAAAGGGGGCGAGGAAAUCGUUGCUCUUCGGCGCCAGACUUCCACGAUGCAUACAAAGAGUGAGGAGACGGUUGACCUAUCAGACGGUGUAUCCGCCAGUAUGGGUAUGGAGGAUAUGCAGUGGUUCACGGUUUCGGAUUAG